Helianthus annuus (common sunflower) is the source of this 2559-nucleotide messenger RNA. RefSeq lists its product as uncharacterized. The record is from RefSeq and is a predicted model, not a curated record. Bases 303 to 2144 code for a protein of 613 amino acids. NCBI's taxonomy places the organism in Eukaryota, Viridiplantae, Streptophyta, Magnoliopsida, Asterales, Asteraceae. The transcript has 8 exons.
UAUAAUCAAUCAUUUAGAAACGCAUGUCCCAAGCAACUUGAAGCACAAUAUUGGGACCAUAUGUGUAAAAUUCAGUGCAGCAGCAGCAUUUAGAUGGGGGCCGUUUCAAAUGCAUCCGAUCAGAAUCAGAACACAACUCCUUAACAAUAAUAAACUCUGUUUGUUUUCACCCCUUUCAAUUAUCCAAACCCACCUCCGAUUCGCUCAAAAUCUUGAUCACAAUCCUCAACCCCAUCAAAAAAACCCAAACUUUAUCCCCUUUUACAACCCUAAUUUACCUGAUUUCUUACAAUCUUGCAUACAUGGUCACUGACAAUUCCCCCAAUUUCGACGACGGAGCUGCCAUUUACUCUGCAAUGGUGCCUUGUGAAGGCGAGGGGAAGAGAAAAGAGUUGACGGGUUUUGAAAACGAAGGAAGCAGAAGGAAGAAAAAGAAGAAGCAAGGUGGUACACCUCGUCCCGCUUGCUCUUGGGUACAUUUUAGCCGGGAAUUUAUUAAGGAGUACAGUGCUUCCCAUCCCGAAUCCUCUGGUCUGAAAACUGCAACAAGAGCAGCCUCGGAUGCAUGGAAAGUGAUGUCUCUUGAAGAAAAAUCAAAAUACACAAAACGGGCUCGUGAAGUAUGGGAUGACUACUUGAGUGCUGCUCCUGCGCGCGAACCUAAACCUAGAAAGCAGGCCAACUUAGUCACUCGGUGUUCUCCCGGUCGUUUAGUCAAUGUGCUAAAGCACUUCACGGAAGACCAAAAGGAAGCCGUGAAAAGCAUGGGCUUUGGUAGUCUUCUCGAUCUCAAAUGUAGAACUUUGAGGCGUAGUUUAUGCCUAUGGUUGUUAGAAAGAUUCAACACCAUAAGGCGUAGCUUAGAGAUAUGCGGUGAAAGAAUUCCUAUAUACCCGCAUGAUGUUGAACUUGUAAUGGGUUUACCUGCUAGCGGUAAAGAUGUGGUCAACUCAGGUCCUGACGACUUGGUUGCAGAAUUGCGCCUAAAAUACAACGCUUCAAAUCGAGGAAUUUCAGUUCGUUUUCUUGAAGAACGAUUGGGACAACCGGAAGCAGGAGAUGAUUUUAAAAGAGCGUUUUUGCUUUAUGUUUUAGGGACGCUUUUGUGCCCUACAGCAAGGCUAGAUGUUAGCCCUUCGUUUCUGCAUCUUUUGACGGAUAUGGAUUGUAUUCAUGAAUACAAUUGGGCAAAAUUUUUGCUUGAUAGGUUAGUUAGGGAGGUGUCCCGCUAUCGUCAAGGGAAACAACGGGCUGUUGGUGGUUGUCUUUUGUUUCUUCAGAUAUUUUACUAUGAAAGUGUUGCUAUUGGAGGAACGUGUGAACCGGUCCCCGUUGUUGUUCCAUGCAUAACACUGUGGACCGAAGAAGCUAUUUCUGAGCGAGAGAAACAGGAGAAAGAGCUCGGUGGUUACGGUAGUGGAGAGGUGAUUUGUAAGGAGAGAGGUCUCGGUUUAGGGUUGUUAAAUGGCCGUGAUCAUGUUGAUGUGCGCCCGUUAAGACAGGUGGCUACUAGAGUUAAUCGUGGUACUCUGGUUCGACAAGAAGAUAACCUGUUACUGCAGGAAAGUGUACCAUUUGCUUACAAGAACGAGAACACGCCACCUCUCCGAAUCGAUAACUAUAGCUACAAAAAUCCAUUAGAGUAUUCAAACACAAAUCCUCACGACAAUCGAGGUAUGUACACAGGUCAAUGUACAUGCCCUCUUCUGAACUGCAACUUCACGGGUUUAUUUCAAGAACUAUCAGAUCAUUUCAGCACGAAACAUUGGGAUUCCGGAAGGCGUUUUCAGUAUAAUUCCCCGUUACCCGUGUCUUUAGGCAUGGAUGAAACGUUUCUUGUGCUUCAAGCAGAAGAAGACGGUGUUCUGUUUUUACUAAAUAAAGGGACUGAAAAUAUUGGCCAUACGGUUAUGGUAACUUGUAUUGGCCCGGGCAACAGCAAUGAACAGUUUCUGUAUUGUCUUGUAUCAGAAAGAGGAACCAGCUCGUUAAAAUUGAAGUCGUACACACAGACUCUACCGGGCCGGGUUGAAGGUAUUCCUCCGUCUGAUUUUCUUUUGGUCCCGUUUGGGUAUCUUAAUUCAUCUGGGGAGCUUAAUUUGGAGGUUUGUAUAUGGAGCCCUUCAGAUUUAAGUGAAGUUUGACACCAAAAAAAAAAGUAUUUUUUUUCAAGAGUUAUUGAGUUUUUAAACCAUUUUACUAUGUUUUUUUGUUACAAUAAAACCAUCUAGUAAAGAUGCUAAAAAACACUAUACAUAUAAUGAAAUAAGUGUUUUUAUUAUUAUUAUUUUUCAAAGAAAGAUGGUUGGUUUGUGACUAGAAGACAGGUACCAUGGUCCAUAGAAGCCUUUGCUCUUUUUUUUUUUUUUUUUUUUUGGUUUUUUCUUGGAUUUAGGAAUUGUAUGUAGUAGGGUUAUGUUGAAAAUGAUAUGUUUUCUUAAGUUUUAGUUUACUUAUAGUAGAACAUUUAUAAUUGCUGAAAGUAUUUGUGAAGUUUUCUGAAUAUAUAGAUUGCAAAACUUGGAUUUUUUUUAAUAAUAUCAGAAUGUGUGUUCAAUA